AUGGCUUUGAUUCUGAUGCAGUACAUUCCUUCUACCCGAGCAAGAAGACAAUCAGCUGACUCUCAGCAGACACCAGCGUACAAGGAUCUAGUCUGGCACAACUGCUAUGGAGACUUCAAAUGUGCGCGGCUCGAAGUGCCAAUGGACUGGCACGGGACUUCAGAAGAAGCCUCCAAGACCGUCGAGUUGGCAUUGGUAAAGGUGGAUGCGCUGGUGCCAAUUACGGAUAAGAAUUAUGGCGGCGCUGUUGUGCUGAAUCCUGGUGGCCCUGGUGGCUCGGGCGUUGGUCAAGUACUUAGGGGUGGUCACCAUGUUCAGAAGAUCCUCUCUGCUGGGCCAGAUGCAGAUGAACAUACGGCAAAGUACUUCGACAUCAUCGGCUUCGACCCAAGAGGAGUCAACAACACUCGCCCGCUCUUUACAUGCUUCCCUGACCACCUCGCCGCAGCAGCAUGGGCGUUGGAAGAGGACGCCAAUGGCUUCAUGGACACCUCAGAUAUCGCUUUCGACAACGUCUGGGCAAGCAAGCGAGCGAUGGCUGAAGGUUGUAGCAAGCGAUGGGCUGAGGAGGGUCUCGCAAAGCAUAUGGACACAGCACCGGUUGCGAGAGAUAUCGUCGAGAUCUUUGAGCGGCACGGCGAGUGGCGAGAGAAGGAGGCGAAGUGGCUGCUGUCUCUUCCGGAGGCUGCUUCGUAUUCGGAAGCAGAUCGUGAGGAGAUGGCUGCCCGAACGAAAUACAAGCCUGGCAAGGAGAUGGUACAGUAUUGGGGCUUUAGCUACGGGACCAUCCUCGGAAGCCAUCUCGCGACAAUGUACCCCGACCGUAUCCACCGCGCAGUCCUCGACGGCGUGGCAGACUCCCACGACUACAUGGCCGCCGGCUGGACGACUAAUCUCCGCGACACUGACAUGCUUGUCGCCAAAUUCGCCGAGUACUGCCACGAAGGUGGGCCGGGCCACUGUGCAAUGUACCACGAAGACGGCCCAGCAGUCAUCGCAGGGAAUGUCCAGAAAGCCAUGACCGCUUUGAAACACAACCCUAUUUCUGUAUCAGGCAACAGCACCUACGGCCCAGAGAUAGUGACGGACAACGAUCUCAAGCGGCUCCUGCGGGAUAUCGUCUACAAUCCGCUCCGCGAACUACCCACGACCGCGCAAGUCAUGCACGAGAUCUUGCAAGGCUCGGCACCCACCCUCGCGGACUGGAAAAGGAAAUCACGCCCUGCCAUCGGUGAGUCGCUAAGCUACGAAUGCGAGCGAGACGGUCCGUAUUCUGCUUCUUGCCAUACAACGAGCCAGUCCUCUAUGAUUCAGUGGGAAGCUACCUACGGCAUCGCCUGCACAGACGGCUCACCUCGGACCGGCGAAACAAAGGAGGAGUUCAAGCAGUACGCGGAUAAACUCAUGGCAUCAAGCGGUCUCAUCGGCGCAGCAUGGGCGUCGAUAAUGCUGCCUUGCACGUCAUGGCAUGCGCGUCCGCAUUGGCGGUAUGAUGGGAACUUCCACAAUACCACCGCGCACCCUAUCUUAUUCGUGGGCAAUACAUUCGACCCUGUCACGCCACUGCAUAACGCCUUCGUCAUGGCUAAGGGUUUCGAAGGGGCCGGGGUGUUGCAUCAGGAUUCAGAGGGGCAUUGCACGUAUGCUAGUCCGAGUAUGUGUUCGGGCAGAGCUCUGCGGGAGUACUUCCAGACCGGGACGUUGCCGGGGAAGAUGGGAGGGCUUGAGGACUGGGAAGGGAUGGGGAAGGUUUGUGGGGUUGAUAGGGUGCCUUUCGAUGGGUAUGAGAAGGGGAGCACACCGGGGCUGCCGGAGGGUGAGACGGAUCGGGAGUUGUGGGAGGCGAUGGUUGGGUUGAAUCAGGUGUGGCCGUGA
Messenger RNA from Saxophila tyrrhenica, 1875 nucleotides. RefSeq lists its product as uncharacterized. The record is from RefSeq and is a predicted model, not a curated record. Bases 1 to 1875 code for a protein of 624 amino acids. The transcript has 5 exons. Lineage: Eukaryota; Fungi; Ascomycota; Dothideomycetes; Mycosphaerellales; Extremaceae.